AUGAAGACACCUUCAUUGCUUGGGCCUGCGGCGGCCGGCCUGUCGACCUUGCUCACGGCCUUACCGACCGCGCACGCCAUGGCUUUCGACGCCAUUUCACUCCCCGACUUGGACCUGUCCUCUUUUGGCCGGGUCACUAUCACUGGGGACUUCAACGGGGUCUCCCUGUAUGAAUAUAAGGGACAGCACGAAAUCACCCAGAGCAACGGCUCUUCUUCAAUUCUCACACCACUCCCGAACGGUAUCCUCACGAAUCUUACCAAUGCCGAUGCGCAGAUCCAGGCCAUGUGCUCUUUCACUCAGAAAGAUGGGAAAUUUGCGGGAAUCUUCGUGGGUGGUAACUUCUCGACCUUGGGUGGCGUAGAAUCGCCUGGUGCGGCUUUGUUCAAUCCCAAUUCCAGCCAUGUGACAGCUUUGCCCGGUCUCAAUGGUUCGGUUUCCGCCGUAUUGUGCGACCAGGAUACCAACAGUGUGUAUGUUGGUGGUACCUUUUCCUACAAGAACAACACCAAUGUUGUCGCUUGGAGCCCCGAUGACGGCUGGACCGAUCUUUCUUUUCAGGGCCUCGAUGGCCCCGUCAAGUCGAUCUUGAAGACCCAGGAUGGCCACAUUAUCUUUGGAGGAUCGUUUCAGACCUCUGGCAACUCGACCGACAAAAAUAAAAAAGUUGGCCAGCAGAUUCUCAACUUGCAGAACGCCAAGAUCACCUCCGAUGCGCAAACCUCACUGAGUGGUUACCAGGACCCCAAUAAUGUUGUCUGUUCGACCAGCGGCGAGUCCGGACAGGGUAAGACCUGGUUGCUAGAUGAUGCAUCUCCCGGCUUCUGGCACGCCGACCUCGGUUUCACUUUCACCCCAAGCAGGAUUCGUCUCUACAACACUCAUAUGGACGGCCGCGGAACAAAGUCCUUCCACUUGAAGGCCAUUCCAGACGACGGCAUCAUGAACUUGACUUAUACCGAUGAUUCUGGCAAAUUGGCUCAUUGCGACCAGAACUGUCCACUCUCCGACAGUACCAAAGAAAAGUACCGCGACUUCACCUUCGUCAACAGUGUUGGUAUGCAAGGAUUUGAGAUCGAUAUUUUGGAGUGGUAUGGCCAAGGUGCUGGUUUAAAUGGAAUCGAAGUUUUCCAAGACGAAAUCUACACUUACGCCAACAACAACUUCAACGAGCCCACCUGUGCGGGUAUUGAAUACCCUGCCACUGCGAAGGUCUCCGGCGAUUGGUCGCCGCAGUCCACUUGGUUGAAAGCGAAAGUAACGGAUGCCAACUCUGCCGACACUUCUGUUGUCUUUGAACCCGAUGUGAAGAAGUCCGGUCGAUACCAAAUUGUUCUUUGGACCCCUGGAUACAAUCAAGCUAACACUUUCAAUUCUGGUGGCAUCGCUAACAUCACUGUCUCUCCGACGAAAAGCGGCACCGGCACCGCUCAACCUCCUGCAAGUACUCAGAACCAGGCGAACGAAAAGCUCGAAUACCUGUACGAGGGACAUGUUGAUGCAGCUAGUGAUGAUUUCCGACCUAGUGUCACUCUCCGCCCUAUUCCUGGACAGGGGAACAUUGACUUUUUGGCGGGACAUAUUAUCGUGCAGCCGCUUUUCAAUCUCACUGCGGGCUCCGAUUCUUCUUCCGACGAUGACGACUCUGGCGAUUCCGACGAUUCCGAUGACUUGAAUGGGAUCUUUGAGUGGGAUCCAACAUCCAAAGCCGAUUCCACCGACAGCAGCAAAUCUCAGAUCAACAAAGUAGGCGCUUCUCUCGGUAAAGAUGCCACCAUUACGAGCUUGGCUGAGAACGAUGGUGUGAUCUACGCGGGCGGUAAUUUCUCUGACAAGAGCGUUCACUACGUGAUGGCCAUUGACGAUGGCAACGCCACUGCUCUUUCAGAAGGUGGCCUCAACCGUGGAGUUAAUGCAUUGGCUGUUUUGGGUGAUACACUUUACGUCGGAGGCAACUUUACAGACACCUCAGAUGGUGGGUUUGACGGUCUCUCGUACGUGGCAUCUUACUCGUUCUCGUCCAAGAAAUGGGCUGCGUUGGGCAAAGGUCUCGAUGGCCCUGUCAGGACCAUUUACCCGAUCGAGUUGAAUGUAUCCUCUGCGGUCAAUGAGACCACCCUCGCCGUCAGCGGUGACUUCACCCAUAUUCUUGCUGCCAAUGGCAAUGCGCAAGUGUACGCCCCUGGCUUUGCUAUCUGGAUUCCUUCCAACAAGACCUGGCUCCAGACCUCCAAUGUCACUCAGAUGCAAUUCGCUGGCCAGCUUGCCGCAGUUGCCACUGUGAACGAUACAUCUAUCCUGGCGGGCAGCCUGGCCACUGAUGGAUACACUGCCAACGAUGCUGUUUGGUUGGACAACCCUGACGACAAAGUCAACCUGAUCCCCCUGUCCAUGAAUGUGGAUCACUCUCAUGACGCGAUUGGUCUGGUCUCCAGUGUUUACGACACUAGCUCUGGUCGCAACCUCACCAUCCUCGGUGGUCAAUUCAAUGCCACUGCUAGUGACGGGUCAACCAUCUCCAACCUGGCUCUUUUGAAUGGAACAGGUGAUUCACAAGUCAUCUCUGGAUUACCUAAAGGCCUGGAUAGCAACUCGACAUUCAUCGCCAUGUAUGUCUACAACGACACUCUAUACGCCGGAGGUAACAUCACUGGAUCCAUUGAUGGUUCCAGUGUUAACGGAUUUGUCACAUAUAACCUGACCAGCAAUGAGUUUGUUCAGGAUCAGCCUUGGUCGCUACGUGGCGGUGAUGUUGUUACCGUCAAUGCUAUCGCCAAGCACCCUGGCUCAUCUGACAUCUAUGUUGGCGGUGACUUCAAAUCCGCAGGCUCGCUGCCUUGUGCCACCGUUUGCGCCCUCGGCUCCGACAACUCGUGGAGCUGGCCUGGUGUGACGAUCAGUGGAAAUGUUCUGUCUCUCAACUGGGCAAGCUCGGAGACUCUCUAUGCUGCUGGUGAUAUUGAGGUUUCUGGCACCAAGACUCUUGUCGCGACGUUCAACACGAAGUCGCAGAACUGGACCCCUCUGAAGGGAGCUUCUGAGUCCGACCUCCCUGGUACCUUGACCGCAUUUGCACCUGCGAAAGAAGACAUCUCCGAAUUCUGGAUCGGUGGUACUUGGACCAAUGGCUCAGCGUACUUCCUGAAUUAUGACGGCUCAAAGUUCCAGACUCCGGGUAAUAUGUUCUCCGAGGGCACUUCUAUUCGUGGAUUAGAGAUCCUCCCCCUCAAGGACACUCACUCCUCUGUUUCUCUCCUGAACGACGACCAGACGCUGCUGAUCAUGGGUGAACUUGUCAUCCCAGGCUUUGGCAACGCGUCUGCAGCGUUGUAUAAUGGCACUGCUGUCACCCCUUUCAUCUUGUCGUCCAAGUAUGACGGUCAGCCUGGCAGUAUGUCUCAGCUGAUCUCGGAGAACAACAACCCUUACGACCGCAAACCGGGUGGCCACUCCAAUGGCAUUGUGGUUGUUGUAGCUCUCUGCUGUGCACUCGGCUGCGUCUUCCUUAUUGUUGUUGCUGGUGUCAUCUUGAACAAGAUCCAGCGCCGCCGCCAAGGCUACACUGCUGCCCCCCAGACAUUUGGCACUGACCGGCCAACUGACAUGCAACGUGUACCGCCUGAAUACCUCUUCAAUUCUUUGGGCAGAGCAACCCUGCUGCCCCGGCCAUCUAAUGACCUUUCAUCUCCCCUUUUUUUGCAUAAAAUUCUUCCGCGCUUUUCAAACUAG
Penicillium chermesinum is the source of this 3729-nucleotide messenger RNA. RefSeq lists its product as uncharacterized. Lineage: Eukaryota; Fungi; Ascomycota; Eurotiomycetes; Eurotiales; Aspergillaceae. Gene Ontology annotation, cellular component: plasma membrane of growing cell tip. Bases 1 to 3729 code for a protein of 1242 amino acids. The transcript has a single exon. Gene Ontology annotation, biological process: positive regulation of establishment of bipolar cell polarity regulating cell shape. The record is from RefSeq and is a predicted model, not a curated record.